AUGUCAGCAACCCGGAGAACUUUCGAUGGCAUGCGACCAGCACUCAGAAAUCCCAGGAUCGCAUUUGAUGCAGCUGUCAACAUUUUCUGCAGAGAAUUCGAGUUUUAUGUGACGAUUUAUCCAGAAAGAUACCGGCCGGGAUAUGUUGUCGAAAAGAUACUUAUCAAGUGCCUGAAACUUUUUAUUAUCUUUAUCGCCAAACACGAUCAUAGGCGCGGCCAGGGAACAGGAAUGAGCUAUCGCGGCUUGGUGUACUGCAAUGCCCUCCUAUUCUGGGCCGACAGAAUACCUUUGACCUACGACAAGAGUCCCAUUUCACGAGGCAUGCUAUAUAAUGCAAUCACCAAGUCGAUGAGAUAUGGCACUCGUACCUUUGGUCUUACCAAAACCGUCAACAUGACAAUGUCGAAAGUCGGACUUGCAGAGCUACACCAGCUAAUUGAUUCUGACAUGAUUAGUACACCUAAUGUCGGUUCAAUUCGCAAAUCUCCCUCAGGGUAUCAGAAACAUUGGGCGCUGGGAACAUAA
Molecule: messenger RNA, 528 nt
Organism: Fusarium poae
Lineage: Eukaryota; Fungi; Ascomycota; Sordariomycetes; Hypocreales; Nectriaceae
Exons: 3
Coding region: 1-528 (175 amino acids)
Source: RefSeq, a predicted model, not a curated record